Molecule: messenger RNA, 207 nt
Organism: Dictyostelium discoideum AX4
Lineage: Eukaryota; Evosea; Eumycetozoa; Dictyosteliales; Dictyosteliaceae
Exons: 2
Coding region: 1-207 (68 amino acids)
Source: RefSeq, a predicted model, not a curated record
AUGAAUUUAGAAGAGGAGCUACUUUUUUUAGAGCCACCACCAAUAGCCAAUUUAAUUAAUAGUAGACAUUUAAAUUUAUUACAACCAUUCCCAUUGCCAACAGUGAAUAAUGAUCAAAAUAAUAAUAAUCAAAAAAAUAAUAAUAAUAAUAAUAAUAAUAAUAAUAAUAAUAAUAAUAAUAAUAAUAAAAAUAAUAAUAAUAAUUAA